Otolemur garnettii (small-eared galago) is the source of this 1864-nucleotide messenger RNA. It is a transcript of the gene ATG4D, whose product is annotated as autophagy related 4D cysteine peptidase. The coding region runs from base 284 to 1759 and encodes 491 amino acids. Lineage: Eukaryota; Metazoa; Chordata; Mammalia; Primates; Galagidae. Gene Ontology annotation, molecular function: protein-phosphatidylethanolamide deconjugating activity. The record is from RefSeq and is a predicted model, not a curated record. The transcript is spliced from 10 exons.
UAGAGAUUCCAGGCAGCGUCCUCGGAUCUGGGCACGGGACUUCUGGGGGCGGGACAUGGGCGGGGUGUCCUCAAGGCCACGCCUCCUGAUCCAUUCUAGGGCCUGGGCAGCUAAGAUGGCGACGGCUGCUUUGGAGGCGGCUGCAGCGUACGCAGGGCGCGGGACACCAGAGUCGGGUUCUGAGUAGCGCCUUCCUCGAGCCCCUCGUGUCCCAGUCGCGGGGCGCCUUGGGGUGCGGCGGUCGCAGCCCCCGGGGCCUUCGUUGUGCCCUUCCGGCGCGCCCAUGAACUCGGUGUCGCCCGCCGCGGGGCAGUACGGGAGCGGGAGCCCAGAGGACUCGCGCCGACCCGAGGCCCGCAGGCCGCGGGGCCCCAGAGUUCCAGAUCCCAACGGCCUCAGACCCUCUGGAGCUAGUGGCCCGGCUCUUGGCUCGCCUGGGGACGCCCCCGGUGAGCCGGACGAAGUGGACAAGUUCAAGGCCAAGUUCCUGACAGCCUGGAACAAUGUGAAAUGGGGGCAUGGAAGUGCUGUUGCUAUCAAGCGAGUGCUUCAUUUCCCUGGGUACAUCUCCUCAGGUUGGGCAGUUAAAAGCCGGACCAGCUUUAGCAAGAUCUCCAGCAUUCACCUCUGUGGCCGCCGCUACCGUUUCCAGGGCGAGGGUGACAUCCAGCGAUUCCAGCGGGACUUUGUGUCUCGCCUAUGGUUCACCUAUCGCAGGGACUUCCCACCCCUCCCUGGGGGCUGCCUGACCUCAGACUGUGGCUGGGGGUGCAUGUUACGCAGUGGUCAGAUGAUGCUGGCUCAGGGACUGCUACUGCAUUUCCUGCCCAGAGACUGGACGUGGGCUGAGGGCAGAGGCCUGGGUCCCCCUGAGCUGUUGGCCUCUCCCAGCCAAUACCGUGUGCCUGCCCGCUGGAUGCCACCACGGUGGGCCCAGGGCACUCCUGAACUGGAGCAGGAACACCAGCACCGGCAGAUUGUAUCCUGGUUUGCUGACCACCCCCAGGCUCCCUUCAGCCUACACCGGCUUGUGGAGCUUGGGCAGAGCUUAGGCAAGAAAGCUGGUGACUGGUAUGGGCCAUCAGUAGUGGCACACAUCCUCAGGAAAGCUGUGGAGAGCUGCUCUGAGGUCACCCACUUGGUGGUAUAUGUUUCUCAGGACUGCACAGUGUAUAAGGCAGAUGUGGCCCGCCUGGUGGCCAGGCCAGAUCCUACAGCCGAGUGGAAGUCUGUGGUCAUCCUGGUGCCUGUGCGACUGGGUGGUGAGACUCUCAAUCCUGUGUACGUGCCCUGUGUGAAGGAGCUCCUGCGUUCGGAGCUAUGUCUGGGCAUCAUGGGUGGGAAACCGAGGCACUCACUGUACUUCAUCGGCUACCAAGAUGACUUCCUGCUCUACUUGGACCCCCACUACUGCCAGCCCACUGUGGACAUCAGCCAGGCUGACUUCCCUCUGGAGUCCUUCCACUGCACUGCACCCCGCAAGAUGGCCUUCACCAAGAUGGACCCGAGCUGUACUGUGGGCUUCUAUGCUGGAGGCAAGAAGGAGUUUGAGACACUCUGUUCAGAGUUGACCAGGGUCCUCAGCUCCUCUUCGGCCAUGGAACGUUAUCCCAUGUUCACCCUGGCUGAAGGCCAUGCUCAAGACCAUAGCCUAGAUGACCUCUGCUCUCAGUUCUCCCAGCCAACGCUGCGGAUCCCUCGCUCUGGGCGGCUCCUCAAGGCCAAACGCCCAAGCUCAGAAGACUUUGUGUUUUUAUAAAAGGAAGAAAUAGAGGAAAAGAUGCAUCACUAUUUAUUUUUUUAUUUAUGUUAUGCCAGGUGUGGGAACUUGAACUCUGGCAGUGAUGGGAUUUCCUGUUCUCAG